CCUUUGAUUUGCAGGGAGACUGUGUAGCCUACAACAGGACAUGCGACGCGGUUCUCUCUCUGCGCCCCGUCCCCGGCGUGCAAGCCAGCAGCCUGCUCACCACGGGCGCGUGGCGAGGCAGAGGCCCAGCGGGAGACCCCGCAGGGCUUGUGCCAAGCUAGGCUGGGACCAGCGGCAUAGCAGAGGCGGCUGCAGACCGCGCGCCACUUUGAGUGCCGACCGAGGAAUGCGAACAAUGCGCCCAGCCAGCCCCCUUCCGAGCUACUGCGCCUCUCUCCCGCACGGCCCCGACACGGGGGCCGGCGCAUGCGCCCUGUAUGGCCGGCGAGUCAGCAGCAGUAGCAAGCCUGGUUGUCUUGAAAGCAAGCGAGAGAGAGAGAGAUGCAGCAGCCGGGAGCAAAGGAGUAAACGCCCGACGCUGGCUUUGCAGAGGGAGGUGCGGUUCCUCCCUCUUCACUCAGGGAUUGCUGCAUGCUCCUGUUGGAAAGCCCGGAUCCUCCCGUGGCUUGUCCCAAGCUGGCUUUGCCCGGCACCAGGGCAGCCUUUUCUGGCGAGGUGCUGCCCCUUCCGAGGGAGUUCAGAGAAUGACCCGAGUCCACACCCGAGGGAUCUGAAUUGCAUGGAGGCGGGGGUGCUGUUAGCCCUACCAAGGCUUGGAGGAAAUGUCCUGAAUGGCCGGUGACAUGAAGCAUUUCUGCCUGCCAGGGGAAGUUGCAUGAGAAUUGGCUGCAGCUAAGCAGCAACACCCAGCUCCUGGCUGCAGUUACUAUGGCCCAGUCCAAGGUCUGGAGCAGCAUCAAAUCUAUGCUGAGAAGGAACGAUGAUCCCUUGUUCUUGAACGACACCAGUGCCUUUGAUUUUUCUGAAGAAGUGGGUGAGGAGGACUGUCCCCGGUUUAACAAGUUGCGAGUGGUAGUUUCUGAUGACACUUCGGAUGCAGCUCCAGACAUACCUGUCAAUGGGGCUCACCUAGGUCUGCAGUCCGACGAUGAUUCUUUGCUGGACCGGGAUAUUGCUUUGCGAAGCACACAGACUAGCUCCUCCAGGACAGACCCUUGCAGCAAUUGCAGUAAACAGAGGGAACUAUCAAAACAGAGGAAGGUGAAAAAACGACUGACCCUGGCUGCAGUUCUCUAUCUAUUCUUUAUGAUUGGAGAGCUCAUAGGUGGAUAUGUUGCUAAUAGUUUAGCAAUCAUGACGGAUGCACUUCAUAUGCUAACUGACCUCAGUGGUAUCCUUUUGACUCUGCUUGCUUUGUGGUUAUCUUCAAAAUCACCAACAAAAAAGUUUACCUUUGGAUUUCAUCGCUUUGAGGUGUUGUCAGCCAUCAUUAGUGUUUUGCUGGUAUAUAUCCUAAUGGUGGUGUUCUUAUAUGAAGCUGUUCAAAGAACUAUCCAUAUGGACUAUGAAAUUAAUGGAGAUAUAAUGCUUAUUACAGCAGCAGUUUGUGUUGCCUACAUUAAGAUAAUGGGAUUUCUACUGAAUCAGUCAGGUCACCUUCAUUCCCAUUCACACUCCCAAGUACCUCCAUCAAACACUCCUAACACAGCCCAUGGGCAUAGCCAGGGACACGGCAGCCUUGCAGUGAGAGCAGCAUUUGUACAUGCCCUGGGGGACUUGGUACAAAGUAUUGGUGUGCUUGUAGCUGCAUACAUCGUCCGCUUCAAGCCAGAAUACAAGAUUGCUGACCCCAUAUGUACUUACAUAUUCUCAAUACUUGUGGUUUUUACGACAGUCCGGAUCAUCAGGGAUACAGGCAUUAUUAUACUGGAAGGGGUUCCAAAGCAUUUGAAUGUGGACCGCAUUAAAGAAGACUUAAUGAAAAUUGAAGAUGUUUAUUCAAUAGAGGAUUUAAAUAUUUGGUCUCUCACUGCAGGAAAAACUAUUGCCAUAGUCCACUUGCAAUUAGUUCCAGGUAGUUCACUUAAAUGGGAGGAGGUUCAGUCUAAGGCCAGACACUUGCUGCUGCACACAUUUGGAAUGUAUAAAUGUUCUGUCCAGCUUCAGAGUUACAAGCAAGAAGUAAACAAGACUUGUACAGGUUGUCAGAGUUCCAGUGCCUAAUUUCAUACAUUUUGGGAACUGCUGCCUUAUUCUUUAUCUUGUAGUCAAAGACUAAAGAGCAAUAAAUGCAAAACUAAAAUGAUUGCCUGGAAUCCCUAAGGUGUGGAGUUGUACCAGUAUUUGAUGCCAGAAUUGGUACAGCAAAAAGUGCAGGAGGUGCCCUAUAGAGAAAUGUAUUUGCUCUCUCUCGUUCUUACCAACUUAUUGUCAGUUUGAUAUGAUUUUCAGACAAAGGUAUUUCCACAGUAUUGUUUACAGACUGUGAUAUGGCUCUGCAAAUACCUCAUGAAUUUCACUUCAAUAUUGUCCUUUGUCAAUUAUGUACCACUAAUGUUCCAAAUGGAGCAUAAAGAAUUCAGUAUUGGAGUUUAAAACUUUGAAAAAGUUGAUUGUCAGGGGACCAUAACACAUAAAGAUCCCUAAAAUGGUUAUACAGUAUUUUUAUAAUGCAGUUUUUAAUAUAUUAUCUUGGAAGAUAAUGUAUGCAGUGCUAGCUAAACUAUUUGAUAAACUCUCUUCUGAAAAAUUGCCAAAUAUAGAAUUUACUGUACUCAUACCAGAAAUUUAGAUUUAAUGCUGGAAUUCAAAGGUCUAAAUCAAGAGGUCCUUGUCCAGGCAAAAUUUCAAAUGCCAAAUUAGAGACUUCAGGACUGGACUGAAAAUGUUUUAACUGAUCAGUUACCUUCCACUUAUUUUAGUAUGGCAUUUAUACCUUACAAGCACUUAUUUAUUUUACAAAGUUUUGACUCUUAAAAUGAUUUCAUUAUUAGUGAAAUUAAAUAUUUAAAAUAUUUUAACUUGAUUCAGAGGCCACUUAAUUAGCAUUAAUUCUAAUUAGAACAAAUAAAUGAGCUGUAGGAAACAUUUUUCAUGAUUAUUUUGCAUUAUGAAAAGAAAAUUAUAAAACCACGUUAAGUAUGAAUAUACUCUCGUAUAAUCAGAUGUGCAACAUUCUAUAGAUAUUCUAAGAGGAAAGUAGGGAGGAGAGAUUUCAGAUACAUUAUGUUCCACAAACCUAGAAAUGUAAUAAUCUUUUAAUUUCAUCUUUGCAUUUCCUCUAGAGAAAACCAUUCUGUACAUGAUAUAUGAUGUUGAGAAUUCCAGUGAAAUGUUAGUGAUCAACUAUACCAUGGAGCCUCAUUUUAUUAAAAAACCCAUGACCUCUAUAAUUCAUUUUUCUUUUUUUCUUUUUACCAAUCUUCUGCCAGAAUCCUCCUUCCUGAUCUGUGUUGGGUAGAGAGCCGCUAGCUCCUCUGCAUGGAUCACACUCUGGUGGGCCUUUUUUUGCAUUGGUAUAUGGAAGAUGCAAUCAGGAAUGGGAAUGGUAGGACAUCCUAGUUGUGUUUCAUGGUACUACAAAACCCAUAAAACUGAAUCUCGAGGGGCAUGUCAACGUUAUUCUGAAAUAACAAAGAGCACAUCUACACAGCAAGCCAUUAUUUUGAAAUAAUGGCAAGCUAGAGGACUACUCAUUCCGAUUCCUGUAACUCUCAUUUCACAAGACGUAAGGGAAGUUGAAGGGAAAGUGUUCUUCCUUCCAUUUCCUGCUGUGUGUAUAGCACCAAAAGCCGAAUUAAGGUAUUUCAAUUUCAGUUCUGCAAUUGAGAGAGAAAAUUAAUUGUUUCUAGUUAAGAUACACACUGACUUUCAAAGUAGACUAUCAUGGAAGUUGCACUUUUGCCUUGCUCUGUAGAUGUGCCCACAGUCUAUAGAUCCUCUGCACUUUCACUUUAUAGGGAGCAAAUUUAAACUCUGAUUCAGAUCUGCCUGUGGUUAUAACCACCAUGUAUCCUCCUCACUAAAGGCUAAAGAAAAUUAGGAUGCAAAAGCUGAAAAUAAAACCAGAAUUUGGCCUCAUAUUUUUGUUGCACUUUGAGCUCUAUCCAGAACUUUCAUUCCCAUCAACAACAGUUCUGUGCAUGAAUCAAAAAAGAUAACUUUUGCCAUACAUUGACAGCUUUGCUGUUCAGCUGUAUAUACCAAGGCAACCAACUGUUUUGAGACUUGCUGUUGUUCCAUAUUUUCAUCAAACUGAUUUGUAGUUGCAGUUAGGACUAAAAUACGGCUUGUUUGCUUUCUCUUGAGGUAGAGAAUCCCAUUGUAAAAUUUCAGAGAUACUAAUUAACAGCACAGUAUUAGUUUGGACAAAGCGCACAUAACACUGGAUUAUGUUUGUAUUUCUUCCAAUAAAGAAGGGGAACAUGACAAUACAGUAUGCCAGCACCUUCCACUAAGAGGUAGAGUACCAGUGUCUUUGGGAAGCUAAUGUUUCAGUUCAUACCGUGUAUCACCAAUUAAGCCAUAUCACAGUUUAUGAAAAAUUGGUGUAUCCUUUCCAUAUGAACUUUCUGAAAACCAGGUAUUUUGCACAUAUUGGCUAGUCAAGUAGGAUUUUAUGAAGUUGUGGUUUACAGUCAAUGUAGUUAGAACUUGGAGUAUGAUAAACUUGUAUUGUAUUUGGAGUUUUUUAUUGUAUGAUGUACUAUACAUUUGUUUAAAAACAAACAAACAUACGUUGCUUUACGUUGGAUAUAUUAAACCAGUUAUUAAACUACACA
Molecule: messenger RNA, 4622 nt
Organism: Pelodiscus sinensis (Chinese soft-shelled turtle)
Lineage: Eukaryota; Metazoa; Chordata; Testudines; Trionychidae
Source: RefSeq, a predicted model, not a curated record